AUGAAUGAGAUUUUGAGCCGGGGUUUGGAAGAUGAGAGACAUUCAGGCCCUACAAGCAAGCGCUCGUCGUUUAUCCUCGUACAUCAUUACAUCGGACGGCUUGCUCAUCAUAUAAGGGCUACAAAAGAGCUGCACCGGGAUACCAAGGAUCUCAGUCACCUCCUUGAUAGCUACGCUGUCUGUAAAAUUCCAGCACCAUCCGCCGUACCUCCGCCCAUUCGCGACUCACACACUAACCUUCGUGGAAUUCUGAAUCGGAUGUUUAAGCACGAUGACCAUGAGAGGGAAAUGCUCGAGGAUGGUCUUCUCCACUUGAAUAAGGUGGCUGGGAUAUUUGAAAAUUUUCUGCGUCAAUAUGACGGCUCCUUGCUCGAAGUUCAUGCGGAGAUCCGACUGUUGGAGUACUUUCACAAGUCGCAAAGAUCAUUCGCGGGUGAAGAUCGUUUCAUCGCUUGUAGUAAGCCAGCGUGCCUCUGCUGCGAAAUGUACUUUAAAUAUCAUCCGGCCCGUGUGAUGGUGUCAUCUUCUCACCGCAAAAUUUGGACGAAGUGGAGUCCUCCACUUGUGCAACACUUCAACGACGAAAGCCCUGCCGCCAGACAACAAAAAUAUAUCUUGAACAAGAUGACGAAAGACCUUCGCGAGCAAGUGGCUAUCCAUAUUCUACAACACUUACCAUCAAAACGCUGGCAUCCAGAUUCAAUCACAAACAUCACGGAUAUCCGGCGCUUUGGCAUUAGCUCUGACUUGCCUGAGGUAUCCGGUAUAGAAAGUCCGGAGACUCACCCAAGUACAUGUACACAAGUUCAUCAAAAUAGGUUCAACAGUCCGCUCGAGGCCGAAUUUUCGGAUACUUUAGUGCAGAAACGGACUUUGAUGAAGGUUUUUGUUCGGAAGAUGGGGGGUUUCUCUUUUUGGCAAUACUUGAAGUAA
Penicillium canescens is the source of this 933-nucleotide messenger RNA. Its product is annotated as nucleic acid/nucleotide deaminase domain-containing protein. The record is from RefSeq and is a predicted model, not a curated record. Bases 1 to 933 code for a protein of 310 amino acids. Lineage: Eukaryota; Fungi; Ascomycota; Eurotiomycetes; Eurotiales; Aspergillaceae. The transcript has a single exon.